CAAAACACAAUACGCUAUUGCCGAAGCUCGCUGGUGAUCAGUCUGUCUCUUUCACGCUACAAGGAAAUAAUUCCCCUUCUACUUUCUUCCGUGCUGUUUUCAUAUACCGCUCCCCUAACCAACUUAGUGACGAAACGGCCUCACCUAGUACCAUAGACCCGUCUUGGUGUAAAUAUUUAGAUGUAAACAAAUCGUUGUUGCAAACAUUGUUUUCUCACGCCUGAUUUCGCAAAUAGUAUCGUAAAAUGUUUGAUCAAACACUGAUUUCACAGAACAUGACUGAUAUUUUGGACGAGCAUUAUUUUCGUGCCGUAAGCAUUUAUCUCUUCAAACCACAUGUUGUCAACCGAAAGUUAUUUGGAGUUGAUAAACUGUUAUCGUUUGCUUACCGGAAACAUGUUGAUGCUCAUUCACUGGAUACCUUAUCUUUUUUAAAAAAAUGCCAAGCUCGUUCAUUAGAAGGCAGUUCUAAUGACGAAAUAAUUUCCAGUUUGAGUGACCAAUUCCAUAUAGAUAUCGAGAAAACCGCGGACAUCAUUUUAAACCCACAGGAACGCAAUCACGAAAGCUGUGAGGGAUACAUUGUGUUGAAUCGAUUUCUGCCCAGAAAUUUGAACGUAUUUGGAACCCUUGAUGUACUAGCGGUUAUAAAUAUAGAAUCAAAAUCCUCGUCCUUUAUUUGCCUACAAGUGGAAGAAAAUAAUCUGACACCAAAAUUUCCAUUUACAAUUCAACUCACAGAACAAACGCUGUCUAUAAAAUGCAAUUCUCAAGAAACCGUUGAUGAAAAAUCUACCACCUGGCUGAGAGAAAUUCUUUUCCACAAAUUGUUGAAAUGGAUCGACAAUUUUCAGCAAGAAUCAAAUACGACAAAAUCAAACGGUGAGCUCAUCUCACUGAAUCUAAUAAAAAAAUUGGAGGAAUAUAAUGUUCUGUACAGUAAACUCAAAAUCAAGUAUGCCACAGAAAUGGUAAAGAAUUGGCCAGAGACUACGGAUCCGCGAAAGUAUGUCUAUGAGGAUGUGGCCAUCGCUACCUAUUUACUGUUACUCUGGAAGCAGGAACGAGAGAAUACCGGAUGCGAACGCAGGCAAUCGUUUGUCGAUGUAGGUUGUGGGAACGGAUUGUUGGUUUACAUCCUGACAUCAGAAGGUCAUGAUGGAAUGGGAAUUGAUCUGAGGAAACGGAAAAUCUGGGACAUCUAUCCACAAAAUGUCAAACUCAUAGAGGAGUCUAUUGUGCCAUCGGAAAGUUCAAUGUUUACUGACAUCGAUUGGGUUAUUGGCAAUCAUUCGGAUGAACUGUCGCCCUGGAUCCCAGUGAUAGCGGCGAGAAGCACCUUUCGUUGUCGAUAUUUUCUACUACCAUGUUGUGCAUUUGAGUUCAAUGGAAGCAAGUUUCAACGUCAGAAUGCUGGUGUUAGUCAAUAUAAUGGGUUCCUGCAGUACGUAAGUCAAAUUUCAGAAGUAUGUGGUUUUAAAACGACAAUCGAUCGACUUAAGAUACCCAGCACAAAGCGGACUUGCUUAGUGGGAAUGGGAAGAGUUCACAGGGAGGAAGAUUACAAGGAAUACUGUGGUAAGAUUCAAUCGUAUGUUGACUCGAGAAUUGGUGCCGACCGUAGGAAUAUGACAAACUGGGCAGAAAACUUUAAGCCACGAGAAACUGUGGAGAAAGUCAGGAAUUGUACUAAAAUUGAUCGCAACAUUAUAGAUGGAAUAGUUAAAAUAGUUUUUGGGGUUCUAAUUUCGAAAGAGCGCGUGAUGGUUGAGUUUCCAGGCAAAAAUUGGAACGGUGGUGGAACAGUUGCUAUUGGAGAGCUGGUAAAAAUUAUUCCAGCUGAUCAAUUGAACCUUUUGAAAUCGGAAUGUGGUGGCCUUCAAACGUUGCUGAAAAAUAAUCAUCAGAUCUUCCAAGUACAGGAUGGUUGUGUUCAGUUGAGAAUACCUACUAAAAUUGGCGAGAGUAGUAAAACUACUGCUGAAUUGAAGAAAAAAGUGAAAAAGCAAAAGAAUCCUAGAAUUGAUAAUCUUAAAGAAAGACUUUGUUGGUUCUUCAGUAACCAUCCUAACGGAUGUCCGCUCACUGAAGAAGAUUGUAAAUUUAAACAUUGAA
Molecule: messenger RNA, 2115 nt
Organism: Toxorhynchites rutilus septentrionalis
Lineage: Eukaryota; Metazoa; Arthropoda; Insecta; Diptera; Culicidae
Product: probable tRNA (uracil-O(2)-)-methyltransferase
Exons: 2
Coding region: 246-2114 (622 amino acids)
Biological process (GO): tRNA methylation
Molecular function (GO): tRNA (uridine) methyltransferase activity; metal ion binding
Source: RefSeq, a predicted model, not a curated record